Messenger RNA from Symbiodinium sp. CCMP2592, 879 nucleotides. The record is from the annotation of a GenBank genome assembly. Lineage: Eukaryota; Dinophyceae; Suessiales; Symbiodiniaceae.
AUGGACAUCGUGCCGUUCACAACGGCCGCGGGCAACAACGGUGACGGUGGUAUUGGUGGUAGACAGGAGCAGGAAGCGAACCAGUACUUCUUGCAUUUGUUGCAGGAGAAUACUCAGGUGAACUUGUUCCUGAAUGACCCCCGCAUUCAAAGUGCCUUGGAGCUUCGCGCGGAACAAAGACAUCGAUUUGCAUUGGACAACGUGUACGCCGAAGCCAACGCAUACAUUGCACACCUAGAGGCAACAGCGGAUGCGAAUCAUCGUCAACAGCUAGCAUUUGUGAGCCAAUCCACACACCUGUUGGUGGGACAGCUACACAAUGAAGUACGAGUGCUAGAGACAAUCGCCCGAGCAGAACGACAAUCAGCCAAUGAGCUGCAGGCACAGCUGGCACGCGCACAAAGGGAAAGUCAAGAUGAAAGGUCUAUGGCCAUGCAGUUUGAUGCACAUCGAUCCGAGCUGGAAGCAGCAGCGCGCACGCUCACUGCGGAAAACAGACAGCAUGAACGCCGUUUCGCGGAAUUGCGCUCGAGUAUCGAAGAAAACCACAGUGAGAUGAUUGCCUUUUUAGGGUCUGAGUUUGAGGAAAAGCUUCAAUGGGAAGAGAAUGAGUACUACCAUAGGCUAACCUCUGAGGCACAGCAGUACGAUAGCUUGGUUGAUGACCUGCAGGACAGGAACGCGGAGCUUAUAGCUGAGGUCGACUCACUCAGGACUGUCUUGUCGACAGCGGAGAGUAGCCCGCCGCAAGGUGGUGCCGUGCCGGUGAAAGUCGAUCCCAGUGAGAGCUCCAAACUUCAACCAAGCCCACCGCAAGGUGGUGCCGCAGGAGAUUCCUGUGUCGCUUCGGACGGUUUUGGGAAGGACCCAACGGUAUGA